This is a messenger RNA of Salvia hispanica, 699 nucleotides long. RefSeq names its product SNF1-related protein kinase regulatory subunit beta-3-like. Gene Ontology annotation, molecular function: protein binding. The record is from RefSeq and is a predicted model, not a curated record. Lineage: Eukaryota; Viridiplantae; Streptophyta; Magnoliopsida; Lamiales; Lamiaceae.
UGGAAAUCUCUGCAGACUCUUCUCUCUCACAAACAAGCACGCAGAGAAUUGAGACGACACGCUGAGAGAAAUGAUUAUUUGAGAAUCUAAAACCGGAUUCUACUAGGCUCCUUUGUUCCACAACAACAAUGAACCACCAAUAUGGUGAAGACCAAGAUCGAGUGAGUGUAGUUGGAUUUGACGUCCCCAACUCUCCCGAAGCAAGUUACAACAAUGCCUACCCUGGAAAUGAAGAAGAGGGGCGAGAACCACCAUCGCUACCUCCCCAUCUGCAGCAUACAUUACUGAAUCAACCGACAACGAGUGAUCCCUGUGCACCCCUCCCAUCACCGCAGAAUGUUACGCUAAAUCAUCUUUACAUAGAGAAUCGAGAACCUCCUCGCACAGUAGUCGCACUCGGGGUCACUCAUCGUUUUCGUGCGAAAUUUGUCACUGUUGUGCUCUACAAACCUGUUCCGAGAAGAUGAAGAUGGAGAUGAAGCAGCGGGAGCAGGCGAUUUUCGUGAUCACGAACCUCAUCUACUUCUUUGGCCUUUCUUUUGUUUGUGUCCUAAUUUGAGCAGCAGUAGGAGUUGGUUGGCCAAACAUGAUUUAUUUAGCAUUGAAAUUUAUGUUUCAUCAGGUUUGCUGUGGUGAAAAUUUCUUUGUUAUUUAGAUAUUACUUACUAGUGAAUGUGAAGUAUAGAAUUUAUUGCAGUA